This is a messenger RNA of Chrysochloris asiatica (Cape golden mole), 5063 nucleotides long. It is a transcript of the gene AHDC1, whose product is annotated as AT hook, DNA binding motif, containing 1. Bases 1 to 4785 code for a protein of 1594 amino acids. The transcript is spliced from 2 exons. Lineage: Eukaryota; Metazoa; Chordata; Mammalia; Afrosoricida; Chrysochloridae. The record is from RefSeq and is a predicted model, not a curated record.
AUGCGUGUGAAGCCCCAGGGCCUGGUGGUUACUUCCAGUGCCGUGUGCAGCUCUCCUGACUACCUCCGGGAGCCCAAGUACUACCCCAGCGGCCCUCCCACCCCCCGGCCCUUGCUUCCCACCCGGCCCCCUGCCAGCCCACCUGACAAGGCCUUCGCCCAUACCUUCUCCGAGAACCCACGCCCACCCCCGCGCCGGGACCCCAGCACCCGGCGCCCACCAGUCCUUCCCAAAGGGGACGACCCGCUGCCCCCGCGUGCGGCCCGUCCUGUCUCACAGGCCCGCUGCCCCCCACCCACCGGAGACAGCAGCAGUUCCCGCUCCCGACGCCGUUGGGACAACGGGCGGGUGAACCUUCGUCCAGUGGUCCAGCUGAUUGACAUCAUGAAGGACCUGACCCGGCUCUCCCAGGACCUGCAGCACAGCGGUGUGCACCUGGACUGUGGUGGUCUCCGGCUCAGCCGCCCACCUGCCCCGCCACCUGGCGACUUACAGUAUAGCUUCUUCUCCUCACCCAGUCUGGCUAACAGCAUCCGUAGCCCUGAGGAACGGGCCACUCCCCACCCCAAGUCUGAACGGCCCAGCCACCCCCUCUAUGAGCCUGAGCCUGAGCCUAGGGACAGUCCCCAGCCUGGUCAAGGCCAUAGCCCUGGAGCCACAGCUGUGGCCACCGGUCUGCCCCCAGAGCCUGAACCAGAUGGCCCGGAUUACUCGGAACUGGCUGAUGCGGACAUUCUUAACGAGCUGGCCUCCCUUACUUGCCCCGAGGCCCAGCUUCUAGAGGCCCAGGCUCUUGAGCCACCAUCGCCUGAGCCAGAGCCUCAGCUCUUGGACCCCCAGCCCCGCUUCCUGGACCCACAGGCUCUAGAGCCGCUUGGGGAAGCUUUGGAGCUUCCACCCCUGCAACCUCUUGCUGAUCCUCUGGGGCUGCCGGGCCUGGGUCUGCAGGCUCUGGAUAGCCUGCCUGACUCCCUGGAGUCACAGCUGCUUGACCCCCAGGCACUUGACUCCUUACCCAAGUUACUUGAUGUCCCCAGCUGCCGUCUGGACCCUCAGCAGCCCUUGGGACCCUGCCCACUGGCCGAACCCUUGCACCUGGACUUGUGUUCACCCCAUGGCCCCCCUGGACCUGAGGGUCAUCCCAAGUACGCCUUGCGGCGCACUGAUAGGCCAAAGAUCCUAUGUCGCCGGCGGAAGGCCGGAAGGGGCCGCAAGGCAGACGCUGGACCUGAGGGCCGCCUGCUGCCCCUGCCUAUGCCCACAGGGCUGGUGGCCACCCUGGCUGAGCCACCACCCCCUCCACCACCUCCUACCCUGCCAGGCCCAGGCCCCAUCCCAGAGCUGGCGCUGGAAUCUUCCCAGCCCCCAGUAGUCACUCCCCGAAAAAACAAGUGCCGGGGCGUACGUCGAAUGGUGGUGAAGAUGGCUAAGAUCCCCGUAUCACUGGGCCGGCGGAACAAGACCACAUACAAAGUGUCCUCCUUAAGCAGCAGCCUGAGUGUGGAGGGCAAGGAGUUGGGCCUGCGCGUGUCCGCAGAGCCCACCCCACUGCUGAAGAUGAAGAACAACGGGCGGAAUGUGGUGGUGGUCUUCCCACCUGGCGAGAUGCCCAUUAUCCUGAAGCGGAAGCGUGGCCGCCCUCCCAAGAACCUGCUGCUGGGUCCCAGCAAACCCAAGGAGCCAGCAGUGGUGACAGCCGAGGCAGCCACUGUGACAACGGCCACCAUGGCCAUGCCAGAGGUGAAGAAACGGCGACGGCGGAAGCAGAAACUAGCUUCUCCUCAGCCAUCCUACGCAGCUGACGCCAACGACAGUAAGGCUGAGUACUCCGAUGUCCUGGCCAAGCUGGCCUUCCUGAAUCGCCAGAGCCAGUGCGCUGGUCGCUGCUCACCGCCCCGCUGUUGGACACCCAGUGAGCCUGAGUCAGUGCACCAGGCACCAGACACCCAGAGCAUCUCCCACUUCCUGCAUCGUGUGCAAGGCUUCCGGCGGCGGGGUGGAAAGGCAGGUGGUUUUGGCGGCCGGGGUGGGGGCCAUGCAGCCAAGGGAGCCCGAUGCUCCUUCAGCGACUUCUUUGAGGGCAUCGGCAAGAAAAAGAAGGUGGUGGCAGUGGCUCCUGCCGGGGUUGGGGGCCCUGGCCUCACUGAGUUGGGACAUCCCCGAAAACGGGGCCGGGGGGAGGUGGAUGCCACUACUGGAAAGCCCAAGCGCAAGAGGCGGUCCCGAAAGAAUGGGACUCUGUUCCCAGAACAGGUGCCCAGUGGCCCUGGCUUUGGGGAGGUGGGCGCUGAGUGGGCUGGGGACAAGGGUGGUGGCUGGGCCCCUCACCAUGGGCACCCAGGCGGACAGGCUGGCCGAAACUGUGGAUUCCAAGGGACUGAGACCCGGGCCUUUGCCUCUGCUGGGUUGGAGAGCGGGGUAUCAGGCCGGGGGAGCUACUACAGCACAGGUGCACCCUCCGGCCAGACAGAACUCAGCCAGGAGCGCCAAAACCUCUUCACCGGCUACUUCCGCUCGCUGCUUGAUUCGGAUGACUCUUCUGACCUCUUGGACUUUGCCCUCUCAGCAUCACGUCCCGAGUCCAGAAAGUCAUCGGGCACCUAUGCAGGGCCCCCCACCAGUACCCUGCCUGCCCAGCGUGGCCUGGCCACCUUCCCCAGUCGGGGAGCCAAGGCCAGCCCAGUGGCAGUGGGUAGCAGUGGGGCUGGGGCCGAUCCCUCCUUUCAGCCGGUCCUGCCCACUCGCCAGACCUUCCCACCAGGACGGGCAGCAAGCUAUGGGAUAACCCCAACUGCUUCAGACUGCCGGGCAGCCGAGACCUUCCCAAAGCUAGUUCCCCCACCAUCAGCUGUGGCCCGUUCACCUACUACCCACCCGCCCACCAACACCUAUCCCCCCCAGUAUGGUGGCUAUGGGGCUGGUCAGAGUGUGUUUGCCUCAGCUAAGCCCUUUACAGGCCAGGACUGUGCUAAUAGCAAGGACUGCAGCUUUGCCUAUGGCAGUGGCAACAGCCUUCCUGCCUCCCCCAGCAGCGCCCACAGCGCCAGCUAUGCCCCACCACCCACUGGUGGCCCCUGUCUGCCACCCAGCAAAGCCUCCUUCUUUAACAGCUCUGAGGGGGCCCCCUUCUCUGGUUCUGCCCCCACUCCUCUGCGCUGUGACAGCCGGGCCAGCACCGUCUCGCCUGGUGGCUACAUGGUGCCUAAGGGCACCACAGCCUCUGCCGCCUCCUCUUCCUCUUCCUCCUUCCAGCCCUCGCCUGAGAACUGUCGUCAGUUUUCGGGGGCUUCUCAGUGGCCUUUCCGGCAGGGCUAUGGAGGCCUGGACUGGGCCUCAGAGGCCUUCAGUCAACUCUACAAUCCCGGUUUCGACUGCCAUGUCAGUGAGCCCAACGUGAUCCUGGACAUCUCCAACUAUACACCGCAGAAGGUGAAGCAGCAGACCACUGUAUCAGAGACCUUCUCGGAGUCGUCCUCUGACAGCACCCAGUUCAAUCAACCAGUCGGCAGCGGUGGCUUCCGGCGUGCCAACAGUGAGGCCUCGAGCAGUGAGGGCCAGUCGAGCCUGUCCAGCCUGGAGAAACUGAUGAUGGACUGGAACGAGGCAUCAUCUGCCCCCGGCUACAACUGGAACCAGAGUGUCCUCUUCCAGAGCAGCUCCAAACCAGGCCGAGGACGGCGGAAGAAAGUAGACCUGUUUGAGGCCUCACACCUGGGCUUCCCAUCAUCCGCCUCAGCCGCUGCCUCAGGCUACCCGUCCAAACGGAGCACUGGACCCCGGCAGCCAAGGGGUGGGCGAGGUGGUGGGGCCUGCUCAGCCAAGAAGGAGCGGGGUGGGGCGGCUGCCAAAGCCAAGUUCAUCCCCAAGCCACAGCCUGUCAACCCACUGUUCCAGGACAGCCCAGAUCUCGGCCUGGACUACUACAGUGGGGACAGUAGCAUGUCACCAUUGCCCUCACAGUCAAGGGCCUUCAGUGUGGGUGAACGAGACCCCUGUGACUUCAUGGGACCUUAUUCCAUGAACCCAUCCACACCUUCUGACGGCACCUUUGGCCAAGGCUUCCACUGCGACUCACCCAGCCUUGGUGCCCCAGAGCUGGAUGGCAAACACUUCCCACCACUGGCCCACCCGCCCACGGUGUUUGAUGCUGGCCUGCAGAAGGCAUACUCACCCACCUGCUCCCCUACACUAGGCUUCAAGGAGGAGCUGCGGCCGCCCCCCACGAAGCUGGCUGCCUGUGAGCCCCUCAAGCAUGGGCUCCAAGGGGCCAGUCUGGGCCAUGCAACUGCAGCCCAGGCCCACCUGAGCUGCCGGGACCUACCACUGGGCCAGCCCCACUACGACUCCCCCAGCUGCAAGGGCACAGCCUACUGGUACCCGCCGGGCUCGGCUGCCCGCAGCCCACCCUAUGAGGGCAAGGCGGGCACAGGGCUGCUGGCUGACUUCCUGGGCAGGACGGAGGCUGCGUGCCUCAGCGCCCCACACCUGGCCAGCCCACCGGCCACGCCCAAGGCCGACAAGGAGCCACUGGAGAUGGUCCGACCACCUGGCCCACACCGUGGCCCCGCUGCAGCCGCUGCUGGCUAUGGCUGCCCACUCCUUAGUGACUUGACCCUGUCCCCUGUGCCAAGGGACUCGCUGCUGCCCCUGCAGGACACUGCCUACAGGUAUCCAGGCUUUAUGCCCCAGGCACAUCCCGGCCUGGGCGGGGGCCCCAAGAGCAGCUUCCUGGGGCCUAUGGCGGAACCUCACCCCGAGGACACAUUCACCGUCACUUCCCUGUAGUGCCAACUGAAGUGCCCACUGGACCAUGAGGUUUUGUUCCUGGCUUUCAGAAAACCAACACCAAGACCCCAUCCAGUGUCCACAUUGUCCUCUGGCAGGAGCGCCUGCCCCUCUGUCUCCCGCCCUGUCCCACCUACAGCCCAAUCUUCCCCCACCCCUGUCCCUCCCUGCCCAUCUCCACGCAGAAGCCCAAGGUGAGCCCUUUCUGCACAAAACCAGCAAUUGUAAAUACUUUUUAAAAAUGUAAAAAACUUAAAAACAAAACAAUUUUAGAAAAA